Messenger RNA from Carassius auratus (goldfish), 1570 nucleotides. RefSeq names its product scavenger receptor cysteine-rich domain-containing group B protein-like. Gene Ontology annotation, cellular component: membrane. The transcript has 3 exons. The coding region runs from base 627 to 1445 and encodes 272 amino acids. Lineage: Eukaryota; Metazoa; Chordata; Actinopteri; Cypriniformes; Cyprinidae. The record is from RefSeq and is a predicted model, not a curated record.
GCAUUAUAAAUGUUGGGGAAAAAAUAGAAUAAAGAUUCUGUUCUGUAUUUAGGUAUCCUAUCCUAAUAUUUUUUUUAACUGUAUGUUUCUUAAUCUUUCUGUCUGGCCAUUAGCUCUUGUUAAGCUGGUGAAUGGCAUUAACUCUUGCUCUGGGCGAGUUGAAGUUUUCUUUGAUGGCCGGUGGGGAACAGUGUGUGAUGACGGCUGGGAUCUCUCAGAUGCUGCAGUGGUGUGUAGAGAGAUGGGCUGUGGGGAUGCUAUUGAGGCAAAGAGUGCUGCUUAUUUUGGACAAGGAUCUGGACCCGUAUGGCUAAGUGAUUUACAGUGUGGCAGUUACUCUACUCUGAGAAACUGUAAUUCAAAGGGAUGGGGACAAAACAGCUGUGGACAUGAGAAGGAUGCUGGAGUCACCUGUCAACGUGAGUACAAAAGCAAAAAAUUAACAGUAUAAACCUUGUCAUAUUUUUUCCACUGGUAAUAUAAUUUUGUUGUCAUUAGUUAAAAUCAGACUGGUGAAUGGCGUCUCCUCUUGUUCUGGACGAGUGGAGGUUUUUCGUGAUGGUCAGUGGGGAACCGUAACUGAUGAUGGCUGGGGUCUGUUAGAUACUGCAGUGGUGUGUAGACAGAUGGGAUGUGGAGAUGCUUUAGAGGCAAUAGGCGGUGCUUAUUUUGGACAGGGUGCAGGACAAAUAUUUAUGGGCAGUGUAAACUGUGUUGGAAAUGAGGCCAUACUCAGUGCUUGUGAAUCACGUAGAACGGGAAUGUAUGACCAUUCAAAGGAUGCUGGAGUCAUCUGUAACCCUUCUCUCAGGCUCAUUGAUGGACACAACUCUUGUUCUGGACGAGUGGAGGUUCUUUUUAAUGGAAUAUGGGGAACAGUGUGUGAUGAUGGAUGGGAUGCAUCAGAUGCUGCAGUGGUGUGUAGAGAGAUGGGCUGCGGGGAUGUGAUCGAGGCAAAGAGCGCUGCUUAUUUCGGUCAGGGAUCAGGACCUGUAUGGAUAAGUGAUUUACAAUGUUCCGACACUGAAUCAAGAUUAAGAGAUUGUAAAUCAGGUGGAUGGGGAAGAGGCACUUGUGGACAUGAGAAAGAUGCAGGAGUCAUCUGUAAGGAUAAUGUUAGGCUGGUCAGCGGCACCAACCCCUGUUCUGGACGAGUGGAGGUUCUUCUCGCCGGUCAGUGGGGAACAGUGUGUGAUGAUGGAUGGGAUGCAUCAGAUGCUGCAGUGGUUUGUAGACAACUGGGCUGCGGGGAUGUGAUCGAGGCAAAGAGCGCUGCCUAUUUCGGUCAGGGAUCAGGACCUGUAUGGAUAAGUGAUUUACAAUGUUCCAACACUGAAUCAAGAUUAAGAGAUUGUAAAUCAGGUGGAUGGGGAAGAGGCACUUGUGGACAUGAGAAAGAUGCAGGAGUCAUCUGUACGGGUGAGUGCAAACCUUUUAACAGCUAAUGAUGUAGUCAGUAUAGGACUGAAGUGAUUGUAUAUAUGCUUUAUGAUUGAACUAUCAUUAUAUAUAAACUUCUUCUAUUGUGUGAGCAAUAGAUAACAUUAGGCUGGUCAGCGGCACCAACCCC